Molecule: messenger RNA, 255 nt
Organism: Gongylonema pulchrum
Lineage: Eukaryota; Metazoa; Nematoda; Chromadorea; Rhabditida; Gongylonematidae
Source: the annotation of a GenBank genome assembly
AUGGCACCUGAGAAGUUCGAUGUGGCGGAGCACUUCAAGAGCUUGCUGCGCGGCCAGGGCAGCAGCAAGUCUAUCGGUCUGGCGGCCAUCGAGACGCUCAUGCGAUGCAUCGAGAAUUCCAGAGGUCACCCCCUUAUGUUCCACGCUUGUCUAGUGCCAUUUGCUCAGUUACCGUGCUCGAAUCGGCCCACCUCACAGGAUUACUGCCGAGGAGUGAGGGAAAAAGGAGCUACCCUGCGAUGCUUGCGGCAGUAG